Molecule: messenger RNA, 927 nt
Organism: Brenthis ino (lesser marbled fritillary)
Lineage: Eukaryota; Metazoa; Arthropoda; Insecta; Lepidoptera; Nymphalidae
Source: the annotation of a GenBank genome assembly
AUGUCUAUGUGGAUCAUAAAUUUAAUUUAUUCUAAAUUGAUUAAUAAUACUGACGAGCUAGAAACGAUAUUAAUUUCACCCGCAAGAUGGUUGGCUUCAUGUUUAAUACCAUUACCAUUAGCAAUAUAUGGAUAUAGAAAGAAAAGUGUUAACAUCAGUGGAGCUUUGCUCGGAAUAGUAUUAACAUUUAUAUUAACUUUGUCCAAUUAUUGCUUUUUAGCUGACUUAUUAGUGUUUUUUUUUACCUCUUCCAAAGCAACUAAGUACAGACCUCAUUUAAAAAGAAAAAUUGAAGAAGAUUUCAAGGAAGGUGGUCAAAGAAAUUGGGUUCAAGUACUUUGUAAUGGAGGAAUGGCUGCUCAACUAGCCCUUUUGUACUUAUUAGAUGUUGGUGCUUCUGAAAAACCAAUAGAUUUUGAAAAGAAUUACAGGUCAUCUUGGCUCAGCAUAGGAGUUUUAAGUGUUUUUGCAUGCUGUAAUGGUGACACAUGGGCCUCUGAAUUAGGAACUGUUUUAAGUAAUUCUGAUCCAUUUCUUGUUACAUCAUGGAAGCGAGUGCCAAAAGGAACAAAUGGAGGAGUAAGCCUUGUGGGGACAAUAUGUAGUACUGUUGGAGGUCUUCUUAUUGGAUUUUCGCACUAUUUGACAAUCAUAUACUUUUCUGAUAGAAACUUAUUUAUGUAUGCCCCUCCACAAUGGCCCAUUAUUUUAUAUGGAGGGCUUGGAGGAUUUAUUGGGAGCCUUAUAGACUCUCUAUUGGGUGCAACUUUGCAGUACUCUGGUUUGGACAAGGAUGGUAAAAUAGUGUCACAUUCGAAUAUUAGUGUAAAGCACAUAAGUGGAAGAAAUAUAUUGGAUAAUCAUAGUGUGAAUCUCCUUUCUACAAUAAUUAUGGGACUGCUGAUGCCUACCAUAAUUAAAAACUUU